AUGCCAAAAUCCAUAACCUCACCGUUCGGCCUCGCCUUUGCCCUCGCCUUGAGCGAGACGUUCCUAUCGGCGAACGCGCAGUACUACUAUCCUAGACGGCGAACUACAACGGGGCGCGUGAUAGCGGGGAUCGUCGUCGGGGUGGUAGCUGGGAUACUGCUCUUCGUGCUGUUGUGUAUGAUGACACGCCGCCGUCGACGCGGGCUCGCCGUCAUGCCGUUCGGUCGGCCAGGUCGGCAACAGAACACCCCUCUCCCGACGACGAUGAACCACACCCAAGGGCCGUAUCAGCCGCACGGCCCGUACCCGCCGCCCCCAGGCGCCCCAGGCGUUGGCUCGAAUUACCAGCAAUAUCAGCCGCCUCAUGGUGCGCCUGGUGGCCCCGAUAAGGAGGUCGCCCCGCAGUACACUGAAUUCGCUCCUCCCCCUGGCCCACCUCCUACCGCUCCUGCUGCAGCGCAUACCACCGGAAAAGACGAGAGCUUCGUCGGUGGAUUCCGUCACAGCUAA
Messenger RNA from Pleurotus ostreatus (oyster mushroom), 510 nucleotides. RefSeq lists its product as uncharacterized. The record is from RefSeq and is a predicted model, not a curated record. NCBI's taxonomy places the organism in Eukaryota, Fungi, Basidiomycota, Agaricomycetes, Agaricales, Pleurotaceae. Bases 1 to 510 code for a protein of 169 amino acids. The transcript is spliced from 5 exons.